ACCACAUGGCAGUGAUGAGAGUGUGGUUAUCCUUGGCAGGUGGUGAAAGGAACACACCAUGAAGACCAAGUUUUUCAGUUAGACCUGUGCGAUAACUGAGACUCAGUGUGCUGACAAUGGAGGUACCAUCCAUAUCAGAGGUACUCUCAAUGGAGCUGGCCACCGAGCUGUCGGAGGAUCAGCUCGAACUGCUCCACUCUGGUCUGGACGGGCUCAAUCAGCAGACAGUCGAUGGAGCUGACAGCACACAGCUGAGGGAGCUCCUCCUGAGAGCGCAGUACGUGAUGCGCUACAAACAUGCUCAGUUGGCGGUCGCAAUGGAGGAGAUUGAGAAACUUGGCGAGGCGACGGGGGAGAAUGAACAGCUGAAGAAGAGGAAUGCUGAUCUACAGCAUCUUGUCAACACGAUCAAGUCUAAGGGCACAGACUCUGGCAGCGCCAGUGUGCGGUCUGAAUUGGAGGACCUCCAGGCGUCCCGGGCACAGCUCAAGAAGGACCUCAAGGCCAAACAGCGCCAGCUGGAUGACGAGAAACGGGAAAACGACAAGCUCAGCGCGCGGGUCGAGGAGUUGGAGUCGGAGCGACGCGAGCUGCGCCGGCAGCUGGACCAGCUGAACAGCACGCUGGAGGGCAUGCGGCCCGACUACGACUCCAGAUCGGACCCGGAGGACGCCGGGGAGAGCCAGUACGCCGAGCUGCUGCGUCAAAAGAACCACUACAUCAACGUGCUGCUGGAUGAUGUCGAGGCUCAUGAGCGGGAGAAGUCUGAGCUGCGCGAUCAGGUGACGUCGUUACGCGAGCAGCUGUCGGAGGCCACCAGUCAGAUUGAGACCAUGACGGCCGAGUUUGACCAGCUGCGGCGAAAACCCCGGCCGGCCGAGCACGAGAGCGCAGCGGCGGCCGGCGCCGGCGACCCUCCGACCGACCGCGCCGUGCAGCGACUACAGGCCGAGGUGGCCGAGCUGCGGGCGCUGAAGGCGCGCAGGGACGCCCAGUUCGACCAGCUGGCCGCCGUGGUGGAGGAGCGCACCGAUCAGUUCAAACGGCUCAUCGCGCAGCGGCACGCCGAGAUUGAGGAGCUGCAGUCGCAGCUGCGACGGGCCAGCAACAGGGCCGCCGACCAGACGCGUCUCGCGGAGCUGGAGCGUCUAUGCGCCGACCAGCGGCGUCAGCUGGCGGCGCGCCAGGCAGAGCUGCAGCGCGCCACCGCGGAUAUGGAGGCGAUCGCGGCGCGACUGGAGACGGAGCGGCGCGCCGGCGCCGCCGAUACCGACACUGGAGGCGGUGACGCCGCGGCUGUGGUGCCCGGUGACUCUCUGCUGAAGGUGCGCUCUGAACUGAGUCGGUCCGAGGCUCAGGUGCGCCAGCUCACCGACCGACUGGAGAGGACCGAACAGCAGGCGGCCGAAUACAACGAUCAGGUGACCCAGCUGACCGCGCGACUCCGGGAAGUAAUGGAUGGCGAGUUCGGCCUCUCGGAGGCGGUGGCAGAGAUUAAGGAGGCGCAGCGCCAGAUCGGCGUGAGAGACCGACAGGUGACCGAACAGAACAACUUCAUCAACCUCAUGCAGCGCCACCUCACCGAGGUGGUCGACGAAAACUCGGCGCUCAGGAGCCGACUGGGCAUGGAGCCGCACGAGGCGGCGGAACUGGUGGCGGCGGGUAGCGGCGGUCGGGAGAAACUGGUCCACGUACUGGAGCGAGAGGUGCAGAAACUGGAGGAGGAGAGAAUCGCACUCAAACUGGAGAACCGUAAGCUGAGCCGCCAGUUGCGCUCGGAGAGCCAGUCGGGCCUCUCUCCGGAGGAGAUUCGCGACAUCUGCCGUCAGAGGAAGCAGUUCUGGGAGUACGUGCGCCGGCUGGGACCCGCUUCGGUGCCGGCGGAGCGUCGGCCCCGGCCGGCCGGCGAGCUGCUGCAGCGUAUCACCCAGCUGGAGUCGCAGCUCUCGGAGAGCAGAGAGCGGCUGGCGCAGGCCGAGUCGGCCGGCGCGCAGGCCGCCGCCGAGAACCACCAGCUGCGCACCGGACUGCGGGAGGUGCUGGAGAGCGUCCGACAGCAGGACGCCGUCAGCUCAGUGAAGGUGGCGGCGCCCACUCUGGAGGCACUGCUGCAGGCGCUGGACACCCGCAGUCUGGCCGGCGGCGAGUACCGUCCGGCCCUGGUGCCUUACUCUGCCCUGCAGCAGCUCGAGGGACGAAACGAGGAGCUGCGCGACCAGCUGAGGGCUGCCAGAGCCGAGAGUCGCAGCUGGCCCGUCGUCCCGGCGGCGGCGGGCGGCAGCGGCACCGGCGGCGUGGCGGAGGUCCUGGCGCCGGCCGGUCUGCGGCUGCCGGCUCACCUCUCAGUCUCCAGCAGCCAGCUGGUUGGACAGCUGACUGCACAGCUCACAGUGGCGCUGAAGGCGGUGGACGACGCCGGUCGGGAGAGCCAGCAGACGCGCUCGGAGUUGGAGCAGCUGCGUGGCCAGCUGCUGGUGUGUCGUCACCAGCUGGGGCUGCUGCACGAGCGGCGGGCAGAGGACGCCGAGACGUGGCGCCAGGAGCGGGGAGAGCUGGUCUCCGCCCGACAGGAGGCAGAAACUGAGACCAAGGCUCUGCAGGCUCAGGUGGAGCAGCUGCAGCUGCAGCGGCCGGCCGCCGACACGGAGCGGCAGCUGGCGCUGACGGUGGCGCAGCUGGUGCGCGCCGAGCGCCGGCUGCGGCUGACAGCUGCCGACAGGGACCAGCUGCAGCAGCGGCUCACCGCCGCGCGUUCCGAGCUGCAGAGGGCACAGCGGGCAGCUACAGACGCGGUGGCAGAGCUGCGUGCAGGGAAGCUGACGCUCUGA
This is a messenger RNA of Amphibalanus amphitrite, 2828 nucleotides long. Its product is annotated as centrosomal protein of 290 kDa-like. The record is from RefSeq and is a predicted model, not a curated record. Bases 117 to 2828 code for a protein of 903 amino acids. Lineage: Eukaryota; Metazoa; Arthropoda; Thecostraca; Balanomorpha; Balanidae. The transcript has 18 exons.